GUUUCGGCGGCGGCAGGGCGGGGUUUGUUUUGAGAGAGAGAGAAGACUCACCAGGGAAGAUGGCGACCGCAGGGUCCGCCGAACGGCCUGGCAGACCGGCCAGAGCCGCCGCCAACGCCGGCAAGUACCGGUCCGGGUCCAGGUCCGGAGCUGGGUGUGUGUCCGGGUCCAGUCCGCCGGAGAACGAGGCGAAGAAGCGGCCGGCGUACGUGGAGGGGCAGCGCGGCGGCGGCAGCGGCAGCCCGCCCUGCGGCCAACCGGCGGCCUGUCAGAGACGCUCCAGCAGCAGAGAGCGGCUCCGGAGGAGGAGUGACCCCGAGAAGAGUAGCAGCAGGCCGGCCAAGAGGGACUACGACACCCGGAAAGAGUUCUUCGUCUCUCCCGCUCUCGUCCCAAAGUGUUGUGACGUUUUAUCAGGACCCACCGGGAAACACAAGCUGCUGUCGUCGGAGGACAGAGAGGACGUGAAGAGGAGACACGACGAAGAGCCUGGAGUUCUGUCUGACUCGGAGAACGAGGAGCCAAUCAGCAGGAGGAUCAGGAACAUCUCGGCCUUCAUCAGGAAAACCAAAACCUCGGCAGCCUUCACGGGUGGUUCCCAGAGGAGUCAGAGCUGCACCGACCCCGUGGAGGAGCGAGGAAGGAAGCUGAAAGUCAUCACCCAGCCGGCCCUCAUGGACCGAGUCGGCAUCAGUCACAGUUUCACGGCAGGAAUCCUCCUCUCGUCGGAGAACAGCCGCUCCGUCUCGGCUCCCAUCACGGCUCCGGACCGCCGUCACCCGUGGCGACCGGUCCUGUCGUCGUCCUCCACGCCCCUGACCCUCGUCGCUCCGGCGCCGCGGGCCGAGCUCUCCGCCAGCCCCGACAGCAACGACAGCAUCUCGGAGGAACUCAACCACUUCAAGCCCAUCGUGUGCUCGCCUUGCACGCCGCCCAAACGCCUGGCGGACGGCCGCCUGCUGGAGCCCGCCAUCGUGAAGUCCACGCCGCGUAAUCUGACGCGCGGCCUGCAGAAGGCCACCAGCUACGAGGCGAGCCCCGCCGUGCUGCAGAAGUGGCGGCAGAUCGAACUCGACCGGCAGAGCCUCAAAGUCAGCUGCAAGGCCACGCUGACGAGCCCCGUCGGAGAGACGCACGGCGGAGCGGAUGCAAAGACUCACCCGCCCCCCGCGGCGCCAUCGCGGGAUGGAGACGGAGUCGCGACCGCCAACAAGAGACGGCUGCUGUUCGAGCCGCCCGCCGGAGACGCUGACGCCUUCCCGAAACAGUCGGUGAAGAUCCGAGUGCCGGCGGUCCGCUACAGCGGCGAGGCGGCCUUCAGAGGAAGUUCGGACUUCGAGCUGACGGUCGGCGCUCCUGAAUCCUGCGGCGGGAACGCACUGUUUGGGCGGCGGCGCUCGUUCUCCCCAUACACUAAGAACUCGGGUUUCCAGUCGUGUAAAUCGGCGUCGAAGGACCCGAAGGACUCGAAGGACCAGCAGGAGCUGCAGAGUCCCAGGAAGGAGUGCGACAGCGGCCUCCGCAACACGUCUACCUCGCGGCGGGGACAGAAACGAGAGCAGAAGACCAAACACCUGGACUCGGAGCGGGACUCGGAGCGGAAGAGGAGCCGCUCGGCCGGCCAGGACGCCUUCGAGGAGCGGUACGUGGGCGGGCGGACGCAGCAGGAGCGCCGGGACCGAGCCAUCGCCCUGAAACUGCAGAGACAGUUCGACAUGGAGGACCAGGCCACCAGCCGCCGGCGGAGCCCCCAGAUGUACUUCCUGCGGUCCUGGAUGUCCAAUCAGAAUCGCAGGAGGCGCGGCCUGAGGAGAUCCCGGCGAAUCAACAAGAAGCACUAGAGAGGAGGCACAAAGACAGACAGACAGACAGACAGAGAGGUUUCAUAUAUAUGCAAAGAAAGUGGCAAAAAAGUAUGAAUGUUUUUACACGAAUGCAGACUUUAAAUCACAGUCCGCUGGCGAGGAAAAGGAACAUUUCCUCCAAAGAUUGUUUGGAGAUUGGAGGGAGGAUCUCUACAGAGAUAGACCUUUUAGUUAAAGAGUAAGAUCCUUUUAGUUUAACAUGAAACAGCCCCGAAAUCACCAUCACCAAACUACACCAGACUCCA
Messenger RNA from Sander lucioperca (pikeperch), 2110 nucleotides. RefSeq names its product ring finger protein 169 (gene rnf169). Lineage: Eukaryota; Metazoa; Chordata; Actinopteri; Perciformes; Percidae. Gene Ontology annotation, cellular component: site of double-strand break; nucleus. Gene Ontology annotation, biological process: double-strand break repair. Gene Ontology annotation, molecular function: nucleosome binding; ubiquitin-protein transferase activity. The coding region runs from base 60 to 1841 and encodes 593 amino acids. The record is from RefSeq and is a predicted model, not a curated record. The transcript is spliced from 7 exons.